UGCUCCCACUGCGUGCGUGUAUAUAAGGCAGUUACCCCCUCAACCAAAUCAUCACAAGCUAGACACUUGGCUGCAUCUCAUCAGCUUUGCCUGAAACACGAGCAUUCCCCCCAUCCAGUUCCUGUUUCUCCUUCAUAGGCAUCUAGCAAUCGAGGAGCAAGCAAUGAAGCAAAAGAUUGUCAUCCAGUUGAGCAUGUCGUGCGACAAACGCCGGUCCAAAGCACUGACGCUUGCCGCGAGAGCUGCCGGGGUGACGUCCAUGGGGAUAACCGGCGACGCGAGGGACCAGCUGGAGGUGGUCGGCGACGGCGUCGACUCGGUGUGCCUCGUCAGCUGCCUCCGCAAGAAGCUCGGCCACGCCCAAAUCAUCAAGGUGGAGGAAGUGAAGAAGCCGGAGGAGAAGAAGAAGGAUGAGCCGAAGCCAGAGCCCGUGCACCCGCCGCCCUACUUCUUCUACCCGCCCAGCUGCUCCUACUACCCCCACCAGUACCCGCUCUACUUCUGACCAUGUAACUGCCGGACCAUGCAUGUA
Messenger RNA from Triticum dicoccoides, 532 nucleotides. Its product is annotated as heavy metal-associated isoprenylated plant protein 16-like. The transcript is spliced from 2 exons. The record is from RefSeq and is a predicted model, not a curated record. The coding region runs from base 164 to 505 and encodes 113 amino acids. NCBI's taxonomy places the organism in Eukaryota, Viridiplantae, Streptophyta, Magnoliopsida, Poales, Poaceae.